Molecule: messenger RNA, 1087 nt
Organism: Phragmites australis (common reed)
Lineage: Eukaryota; Viridiplantae; Streptophyta; Magnoliopsida; Poales; Poaceae
Exons: 6
Coding region: 163-801 (212 amino acids)
Source: RefSeq, a predicted model, not a curated record
CAGUGCGUGUCAUCCCUGCCUCAAUAAUGCGCGCCAUCGCCUCGGCCUAAGUGCCUCCCUGCCCUGGCCCACACACAGCCGUCCGAUCAAUAUCCGACGUGCCAGACCGCCCCAUCCUCCUCCCAUCUCCCCUCGCCGCCGCCCACCCGCCGAAGCCGCCCCAUGUCUCCUCCCACUGCGUCCGCCUCCGCCUCCGCCACCGCCACCGCCGGUGGCUUCUUCCCCGAGCUGACCUCACCCGCGGAAUUCGCUGCUGUCGCUGCCCCCGGCGGCCGCGUCUCCGUCGUCGGCUUCGGCUCCCUCCUCUCAGAGCGGAGCGCGAGGAGCACGUUCCCGGUUCUGGAGGGCUUCCGGGUGGCGGCGCUGCGGGGAUUCCGGCGAGUCUUCGCUCACGUCGCACCCAUCUUCUUCGAGCGCGGCAUCGCCGUCGAGGCCACCAAGGUUGUUCCUGAAGGAUUGGAUGGAGUGCUUUUUACAAAUCCAGCAGUUGUCUGCACGCGCUACAGUGAUGAACAAUAUUUCCAAGAGAGAUGUCAAGGAAGCAAGGAAAUAUAUAACCAGCGCUAUGGACGGUACAACAUUGACAAAAUAUGGAGAGAUGAUAUUUUACCAUGUCGCUUAUAUCUUAGACAUUGUGUUCUUGCUGCUAAAAAUCUUGGAGAACCAGCAUAUGGCAACUUCUUAGACCACACCUAUCUUGGUGACCGGAAAACCACAAUAAGGGAGUACUUGGCCACUACCGGAGCUGGCAUCAUGGAAGAGGAGCCUCCUGAGUUGUUAAAAAGCCGUUAUGGUGGCUAGCUCGCCGACGACUCUCAUAGCCACCACAAGUUGAAUUUUCAAUCGCUUGCAACCUAUCAAAUCGUCUGUUGGUGGUGUGUUCCAGGAUGUGCUAAAUAAUCCCUGAUGCUUCAGUGCACUAAGUCUAAGAUUCCGAUCUCUGGUGUAUUCUAGGACGUGUGAAAUAGUGCCUGAUGCUUCAGCGCAGAAGAUCUUAAACUCGAUUGUUGGGGCAGACGACGCCAAAGAUGUGAUUUUGUGAGUUGUGACCCUAUUAUGUUGAUACAACAAUGUGACUUUUCGUUCA